CCUUCAAGGCAAAAUAAAAACUUGUAGGUUAAUUUUUGAGCCAGUCAUUCCGCCUCUCUCAACUGGCUACAAUUCUUAAACGGAAAUGGCAAACAUAAAGGCGGUUACAGACGAAGCGAAUUUUCAGGCCGAACUGUCGGCGGCGGGGGCAAAAUUGGUGGUAGUCGAUUUCACCGCCACUUGGUGCGGCCCUUGCCAGAGAAUGGCUCCGAUAUUCCAGCAGCUGGCGGGUAAAUAUCCUCGGGCAUCUUUUUUAAAAGUAGACGUCGAUCAAUGUCAAGAAACUGCCGCUGCGCAAGGAGUCUCCGCUAUGCCUACAUUCAUUUUUUAUCGCAAUAAGACUAAAAUCGACAGGCUUCAAGGAGCAGAUCCAACAGGUCUGGAAAACAAAAUUCAACAAUAUUAUGGAUCUGAAGAAGGAGAAGAUGCGGAGGGUAUUGCGGGGCAUAUGGACUUGUUUCCCUUCAUUAUGAAAGCACAAUGCGAGUGUCUUAAUGAAAGUGAUGAACACCCUCUCACACAUGCUUUGCAGUCUGGUGGCGGAUUCUUACAAUCCGAUUGCGAUGAACAGUUGAUUAUUUCCAUUACUUUUAAUCAAUCGGUCAAAAUACAUAGUUUAAAGAUCAAAGCGCCUGCCGACAAGGGACCAAAGAUUAUUAGGAUAUUCAUCAACCAGCCUAGAACCUUAGAUUUUGAUUUGGCAGACAGUUAUACAAGUGUCCAGGAUGUUGAACUGACGCCCGAAGACCUCGAAGGCAACCCUGUCAACCUAAAGUAUGUCAAAUUCCAAAACGUGCAGAACGUCCAGUUCUUCAUCAAGGACAACCAGGAGGGCGGAGACGUCACGCAAAUCGACCACCUCGCAAUCGUCGGCUCGCCCAUAACCACCACCAACAUGGGCGACUUUAAGCGGGUGGCGGGGAAAAAAGGAGAGAGCCACUGACCACAAAUAACUAGGGACCUCAUACAGUCGUUUUUUCUAUUUUAAGGUUAAUAAACAAAAUUUACAAAAA
This is a messenger RNA of Cylas formicarius (sweet potato weevil), 1013 nucleotides long. RefSeq names its product thioredoxin-like protein 1. The record is from RefSeq and is a predicted model, not a curated record. Lineage: Eukaryota; Metazoa; Arthropoda; Insecta; Coleoptera; Brentidae. Bases 86 to 943 code for a protein of 285 amino acids. The transcript is spliced from 5 exons.